This is a messenger RNA of Pogoniulus pusillus (Red-fronted tinkerbird), 4721 nucleotides long. It is a transcript of the gene TNPO1, whose product is annotated as transportin 1. Gene Ontology annotation, biological process: protein import into nucleus. The record is from RefSeq and is a predicted model, not a curated record. Gene Ontology annotation, molecular function: nuclear import signal receptor activity; small GTPase binding. Bases 322 to 2994 code for a protein of 890 amino acids. Gene Ontology annotation, cellular component: nucleus; cytoplasm. The transcript is spliced from 26 exons. NCBI's taxonomy places the organism in Eukaryota, Metazoa, Chordata, Aves, Piciformes, Lybiidae.
AGCGCAGCGAGGUUCCCUUUGUUCAGCCAUUUCAGGGGCCGGAGCCAGCCGCGGAGGGAGAGGACGGGCUGCUCCCUCGCCACUCCCCUGCCACCGGGCUCUGGGAUGGUGUGGGCGUUUGGCGGCGUGGAACGCAUCGAGGAAAGGCUGACGGCGGCGCCGGCGGGCCCAAGGCGGCCGGAGGCGUGCCCGACGCAGGCGUGCCCGGCGCUAGGACCCAGGAGGACGGGAGACGGCUCUUGGGGCCAGAUUACAAAUUCGCCGUGACUCAGUCAGCUCGGUGCGGAGCUUAGCGGGCGGCAGCGAGGCGAGAGAGCCAAGAUGGAGUAUGAGUGGAAGCCUGACGAGCAGGGCCUUCAGCAAAUACUGCAGCUGCUUAAGGAGUCCCAGUCCCCGGACACCACCACGCAGAGAGCCGUGCAACAAAAACUAGAACAACUCAAUCAGUAUCCAGAUUUUAACAACUACCUGAUUUUUGUUUUAACGAAGUUGAAGUCUGAAGAUGAACCAACACGUUCCUUGAGUGGUCUUAUCUUGAAGAAUAACGUAAAAGCACAUUUCCACAACUUUCCCAGUGGAGUAACUGACUUCAUUAAAAGCGAAUGUCUGAACAACAUUGGUGAUUCCUCCCCCUUGAUCAGAGCUACAGUGGGCAUUCUGAUAACAACUAUUGCCUCAAAAGGAGAAUUACAGAAUUGGCCCGAACUUUUACCAAAGCUUUGCAGCCUGUUGGAUUCUGAAGAUUACAAUACUUGUGAGGGUGCUUUUGGUGCUCUUCAGAAGAUAUGUGAAGAUUCUGCUGAAAUUUUAGAUAGUGACGUAUUGGACCGACCACUCAAUAUCAUGAUACCGAAGUUCUUGCAGUUCUUCAAGCACAGCAGUCCAAAAAUAAGAUCUCAUGCUGUUGCGUGUGUCAAUCAAUUUAUCAUCAGCAGAACUCAAGCUCUUAUGUUGCACAUAGAUUCUUUUAUUGAGAAUCUUUUUGCACUGGCUGGUGAUGAGGAGCCUGAAGUACGCAAAAAUGUUUGCCGUGCUCUGGUAAUGUUGCUGGAAGUUCGAAUGGAUCGCUUGCUUCCUCAUAUGAUUAGUAUAGUUGAGUACAUGCUUCAAAGGACACAGGACCAAGAUGAAAAUGUCGCUUUGGAGGCUUGUGAGUUUUGGCUGACUUUGGCUGAGCAACCAAUUUGUAAAGAUGUACUAUGUCGGCAUCUUACUAAGCUGAUACCUGUGCUGGUAAAUGGUAUGAAAUACUCGGAGAUUGAUAUUAUUCUCUUAAAGGGGGAUGUUGAAGAAGAUGAAGCUAUUCCAGAUAGUGAACAGGACAUAAGACCUCGUUUUCAUCGUUCACGGACAGUAGCCCAGCAACACGAAGAAGAUGGUAUUGAAGAUGAUGAUGACGAUGAUGAUGAACUUGAUGAUGAUGAUACUAUUUCUGACUGGAAUUUAAGGAAAUGUUCUGCUGCUGCUCUGGACGUGCUCGCCAAUGUAUUUCGUGAUGAACUUCUGCCACACAUCUUGCCCCUCUUGAAGGAAUUGCUCUUCCAUCCUGAAUGGGUAGUUAAAGAAUCCGGUAUCCUUGUUCUUGGGGCAAUUGCUGAAGGCUGCAUGCAGGGUAUGAUUCCAUAUCUUCCUGAACUGAUCCCUCACCUUAUUCAGUGCCUCUCUGACAAAAAGGCUCUUGUGCGCUCCAUUACAUGCUGGACUCUUAGUCGCUAUGCACACUGGGUAGUUAGUCAACCCCCAGACACAUACUUGAAGCCAUUAAUGACUGAGUUGCUAAAGCGUAUCCUGGAUAGCAACAAGAGAGUACAAGAAGCUGCCUGCAGUGCCUUUGCUACUCUAGAAGAGGAGGCUUGUACAGAACUUGUUCCUUAUCUUGCAUAUAUACUUGACACUUUGGUCUUCGCAUUUAGUAAAUACCAGCAUAAAAACCUACUCAUUCUUUAUGAUGCUAUAGGAACUCUAGCAGAUUCUGUAGGACAUCAUCUAAAUAAACCAGAAUAUAUUCAGAUGCUAAUGCCUCCAUUAAUCCAGAAGUGGAACAUGUUGAAGGAUGAAGAUAAAGAUCUUUUCCCUUUAUUAGAGUGCCUGUCAUCGGUUGCUACUGCCUUGCAGUCUGGCUUUCUUCCAUACUGUGAACCUGUGUACCAGCGUUGUGUAAAUCUGGUGCAGAAAACCCUUGCACAAGCCAUGUUGCAUAAUGCUCAGCCAGACCAAUACGAAGCUCCAGAUAAAGAUUUCAUGAUUGUGGCUCUUGAUUUACUCAGUGGUUUAGCUGAAGGUCUUGGAGGCAACAUUGAACAGCUUGUCGCUCGCAGCAAUAUCCUGACAUUAAUGUACCAGUGCAUGCAGGAUAAAAUGCCUGAGGUACGGCAGAGUUCUUUUGCAUUGUUAGGUGAUCUGACAAAGGCGUGUUUUCAGCAUGUUAAGCCUUGCAUCGCUGAUUUCAUGCCAAUUUUGGGAACCAACCUAAAUCCUGAAUUCAUUUCUGUCUGUAACAAUGCCACCUGGGCAAUUGGAGAAAUCUCCAUCCAGAUGGGUAUAGAGAUGCAGCCUUAUAUUCCAAUGGUGUUGCACCAGCUUGUAGAAAUAAUUAACAGACCCAACACACCAAAGACGUUGUUAGAGAACACAGCAAUAACAAUUGGUCGUCUUGGUUACGUUUGUCCUCAAGAGGUGGCCCCCAUGCUACAGCAGUUUAUAAGACCCUGGUGCACCUCUCUGCGAAACAUAAGAGACAAUGAGGAAAAAGAUUCAGCGUUCCGUGGGAUUUGUACCAUGAUCUCGGUCAACCCUAGUGGAGUAGUCCAAGACUUUAUUUUUUUUUGUGAUGCUGUUGCAUCAUGGAUUAGCCCAAAAGAUGAUCUUCGAGACAUGUUCUGUAAGAUUCUUCAUGGAUUUAAAAAUCAAGUUGGGGAUGAAAAUUGGAGGCGUUUCUCUGACCAGUUUCCUCUGCCCUUAAAAGAGCGCCUUGCAGCUUACUAUGGAGUUUAACCUUGUGCACUGUAGCUGCAGUCCCAUAAUUAGAGGUCCUUCAGUCUGGGAGACUAUGGGGGAGCCUCUGCACCCAGGGAAAAUGUUACCCUUUACUGGGGGGAAGGGUAAACCAGUAGGGAAUACAGUACAAUCCCAAGCCUACUGGGAGGGGCGGGAGGGAGGUGUUGCCGUCACUGUAUUAAGUCGAUGUUGGGAAAUGUUUUAACAUCUGGAGCCUUUGUGGGUGGAAAUCUGUCUCCUAUUACAACUCUGCACUGGAUGUGAAGAAGGAAAAAAAAAUAGUCAUAAAACAGCACAUUCUGGAAUAUUGUGGGGAAUAGUAACAAAAUAAGAACCGUAUAAUUGAAUCAUAGGGAUACGUAAAGAGGAAUACUAUUUUGCGCACAAAAAAGGAAACCUAAGGAUGGGGGGUCACAAACAGUAAAAGGCUUUUUUUCUUUUUUUUUUUUUAAGGGUUUUCUACAUUAUUUCAUCCUGCUUGAGGGGAUUCCUAGGUAUUUGCAUGUUAAUGAAGAACUACACAUUGAAGUUAGUACAGUUAAAAUGCAGCUUGUGUCUGCAUUAGGAGCAGGCGCUUGCAGCGUCCAGUAUAGAAACCUCACUGUAAAUUAUUAAAGGUUAACUUGGACAAAAUGAAGCAACCUGCAAGCUGCCAAAUAAGUCACUCCUUUCAUUCUGGGGGUAAGGGGAGGGACACUUCAAAGAAAAGAUUGACAUCUUAAUUUUUACAUUAAAAUAAUAAAGUAGUGGAUAUGAUUUGAUUAUUGUACUUCAUUAGAUUUAAUUUCUAGAGUAAGGCAUUAUUCUUAACGUGCAGUUUAAGGUUCAGGCAUGCGUUCUGGCUCAUAGUGAUCAGAAGUAACUUAAAUUAGUGGGAAAGUAGCAUGCUUGCAUCACAUAGAGUGAAAUUGGUAUACAUUUACCUAUGUUGCGCCAGUUUUGUGUUGCAGUUUACCAAUUCAAUAUAGCCCUGCAUUUAAAAUUCCUUUUUGAGAUUCUGUGGAUUUUAUUUUUAUUAAGAAUAUAGAUAUAAAGUACUGUAGUUAACAAUUAGGCCUUGAAAUACCUUUUUAGGAUCUGUUAAGAGUAAGAUUGAUAUUGUAUUGUGUGUAACCUGCACAAUGUGGAAAGCUGAUAUAGCUGUGCAAAAUACUUGCCUCUGUGCUGUCAGUGUGAUGUGCUUUCUGCAUGGUUAUAUACUAGUGAUUUUCUCAGAAUCUCUAAAAAUGAGUUAUGUGGUAAGACCUGUUAAAGGCUGCAUAAAUGUUAGUUGGCACGUAAAGGCAAUUGUAGAAGUUGAUAACAUGGUUGCUAUAUUUAUGUUUAUUCCCACUCAACAUAUUACCUUCUACGCUUUCUUUUUGUUCAAAGCAUGAUCUUAAAAGAGAUGUUUAAGUUAAUGGAUGUAAUGCAGGGUAUCUACACUGUAUUGGCGCAUGUUGGUGGCCCUUUGUGAUGUAGUUAAAUGCACAAGGGUGCAAGUUUAAAGCUACGGAGCAAAAGUUGGUUUGGAUCCUAUUCAUUUCAUUUGUUAAGCUUUUCUGUUGUGGGGAUUUUUUUGGUGUGUGUGUGUUUUUUGUUUUUUUACUUUCUUAGGUUUUGUUUUGGUUUUACUUUGUUUUGGUUUUUUGUUCGUUUGUUUUGUUGUUUUUUUUUGUUGUUGUUUUUGGUCUUUUCCUCUACUUGUAUUCCUGUGAAUAAAUCCUUGUUAAGUUAACCCUUUA